Messenger RNA from Sorghum bicolor (sorghum), 873 nucleotides. Its product is annotated as ethylene-responsive transcription factor ERF094. The coding region runs from base 1 to 873 and encodes 290 amino acids. The record is from RefSeq and is a predicted model, not a curated record. Gene Ontology annotation, biological process: regulation of DNA-templated transcription; ethylene-activated signaling pathway. Gene Ontology annotation, molecular function: DNA binding; DNA-binding transcription factor activity. Lineage: Eukaryota; Viridiplantae; Streptophyta; Magnoliopsida; Poales; Poaceae. The transcript has a single exon.
AUGGAACAGCAGUCCUACUGUUACGACCUUCCCACUACCACACUGUCAUCGGCGCCGCCCGCCUUCGACACGACAACGACAGACGACAGCGACAUGCUACUGCAGCUUGAAGCCUUCCUCCUCGGCACCGACGACGCUGAGGCUGAGGCUGAGCCCACCACCGAGGUGGUGUCCUCCGACUGGUCGUCUUCUAGUUCCUCGUCCUCAUCCUCCGCCCCAACUUUCCCAGAGGUGGGACUGGGAGCGGUAGCGAGAACCACCGCCAACACUCGCGGCAAUGGCAAUCAGCAUCGGGGGACGGAAGACAAGCGGCGGCGGCAGGCCUUGAUCGGGGUACGCAAGCGGCCGUGGGGCAAGUUCGCGGCCGAGAUCCGCGACUCCACGCGCAAGGGUGCCCGCGUGUGGCUCGGCACCUUCGACACUCCCGAGGCCGCCGCGCUGGCCUACGACCAGGCCGCCUUCGCCGCGCGCGGCGCCGCCGCCGUCCUCAACUUCCCCGUGGAGCGCGUGGUGGAGUCGCUGGGGGCGCUCCAGCUCCCGCUCCCCGGCACAGGAGGUGGUUCGCCUGUCCUCGCGCUCAAGCGGCGCCACUCCAAGCGGACGCGGAGGCGCAAGGUCGUCGUCUCACCUGGAACUGUCAUCGAUGUCAGCAAUAAUACUACCAAGGCAGCAGCACGGUUGCAGCAGCCGGUGCAGCAAUGCUCCGACGCGUCCAGCUCCAUUAUGGCUGUGGCUAGUAGUAGUAGUAGUAUGCCGGAGCAGAGGUUGGUGCCUAGCCAGUGCCACCGAGGCGGCGUUGUCGAGCUAGAGGACCUUGGCGACGAUUACAUGCAGGAGCUCCUCCGGAUAUCAUCCGAGUUGAAUUAUUGUUAG